AUGGGCAAAUCGCAGUCGAAGCUCUCGCAGGAGCAGCUCACCGAGCUCCAGAACUCGACGCACUUUGACAAGAAGGAGCUUCAGCAGUGGUACAAGGGCUCAGGCUUCCUGAAGGACUGCCCCUCGGGCAUGCUGAGCAAGGAGGAGUUCCAGAAGAUUUACCGGCAAUUCUUCCCAUUCGGCGACCCCACCUCGUUUGCCGACUACGUCUUCAACGUUUUCGACAGCGACAAGUCUGGAAGCAUUGACUUUAAAGAGUUCAUCUGUGCCUUGAGUGUUACCAGCCGGGGAAAGAUGGAAGACAAACUAGAUUGGGCAUUCCAGCUAUACGACAUAGACGGCGACGGCAAGAUUAGUUAUGACGAGAUGCUACAAAUCGUAGAGGCAAUCUACAAGAUGGUCGGCUCCAUGGUCAAACUGCCCGAAGACGAAGAUACCCCAGAGAAGCGUGUACGCAAGAUUUUCCGCAUGAUGGACAAGGACGAGAACGGGUCUUUGGAUAUGCAAGAAUUCAAGGAGGGGAGCAAACGCGAUGAGACGAUUGUGUCAGCCUUGUCCUUGUACGAUGGGUUGGUGUAG
Molecule: messenger RNA, 579 nt
Organism: Metarhizium brunneum ARSEF 3297
Lineage: Eukaryota; Fungi; Ascomycota; Sordariomycetes; Hypocreales; Clavicipitaceae
Source: RefSeq, a predicted model, not a curated record